Hippoglossus stenolepis (Pacific halibut) is the source of this 1314-nucleotide messenger RNA. RefSeq names its product ropporin-1-like protein. Lineage: Eukaryota; Metazoa; Chordata; Actinopteri; Pleuronectiformes; Pleuronectidae. The record is from RefSeq and is a predicted model, not a curated record. The coding region runs from base 177 to 827 and encodes 216 amino acids. The transcript has 6 exons.
CUUUAAAAGACAGGAUGAAGAGCGCCGUUACUAGGCGACCAUGCUGCACUACACAUCCACGGAUCUAACAUCACAUCCAUGGACUAUACAUUUCCUUUAUUUUAACCAGCCACGCAUAUUUCAGCAGAUAAAUCCGCGACCUUUACGAAGACAAUUCACCUCUAAACCGUACAGCCAUGCCGCCUCCAGACACGAUGUUCUGUGCCCAGCAAAUCAGCAUCCCACCCGAGCUGCCCAACCUCCUCAAGAACUUCACCAAGGCAGCCAUCCGAACGCAGCCCAAGGACUUGCUGCUGUGGUCUUCAACAUACUUCCAUGCAUUGUGUAAAGGAGAGAGUUUGCCUCUGAAAGACCAUUUGGAGAUCGUUGCCACCCAGAAGACAGACACUGGGCUGACUCCAGGUCUGCUUAAGACUCUUCACAAACAGCUGUCCCAGAAGACAACUUGCAGCAAGGAGGAACUGCAGAAGAAAUGGGAGGGUCUGUGUUUACCAUCGGAUCAGAUGGAGACCCUGCUGUCGCUGGGCAGCUUCAGCUCAGACAUUGACUGGAUGGAGUUUUUCGCCCUGGGCUGCAGCGCUCUGGGAGGGACCCUCAGGAGUUCUCUGAAGUUCGCCUGUGAGAUCCUGACAGAGGAUGAGGAGGACGGCGCCGCCAUGAUCCCGUUUGACACCUUUGUGAAAAUUUACACUUAUCUUGCUCGCCUGGAUGGGGACGUGCCACAAGACCACAUUGACGACUUCCUCAGCAGCCUGCAGCCACAAGUGGAGCUCCAACAUGGGAUGAUAAAACCUCUGGACUUCAUCCACCAGGACAACAUGGACUGAACCUCCUGACUCAUCAGACCUGAACAAGGACAGGGAAAAACACAUGUAUGCGUAUCUCCACUUUUGACGUUGAAUUGUUUCUCUAAUAGUUAGGUCCAUUUAGCGAAAAGACAUGGAUUCUAAUUCAAAAGCCCAGCCGUAAUUGCUAGUUUCAUGACAGUUCACUUCUCCAUUUUAAAAACUUGCUGAUUCGACGUGGAAACGUGGAAGGAUGGGCCAUGAGCUGAGAGCGAACACAUUAGUUUUAGUGUGCAUCUGGAAAAAGGGGCACAACCAGAAUUUUUCUUUCACCUUCUUUGACAUUUAAUUUUUGGGCCUUUUCAUCAAAUGAGUGUGUAUAAGUCGAAUUUGAAUAUCCAGGGCUUACGGACACUUGGAUGACACCACAGGAGCCGUAUGGAGGCAUUUUAUGUUUUUUUCUGUUGUUUUUUUUUCCUUUUGAAGAAUUGGUCACCAUUUACUUCAAUUGUAUUGGAUUUGGCUGCAA